UUGAAAAGAAAAUAACAGCCGAUUAUUUUCCUGAAAAUUGAUCGGCAUGGAGAUCGCGAAGUAAUUUUUAGAAAAUACAGGAAUAUGCUGUUUAAAUAGCUGUGAAGUGCCCUUAAUUUUUAAUUAGUGCAGUGUAGUUUAGUUAAAGAAUUUUAAAAAUUAGGAGCAAUGGCCACUACACCUGGAAUUCGAAAUAGUGAUAGCGACGACAAUUUUUCAGACGACGAAAGCGUUCCUUUAACUCAAGACAUUUAUGGAGGAAGCACACGAACCGUACAAGAAACGAAAGGAUGGGACGUCUUUCGAGAUCCACCGGCAAAGGUGGAUUCUGGAUCUAUGGCAAAUCAAAAGUGUCUAGACAUUACUGUAAAAAUACUCAAAGUAGUAGCGUAUUUAGUAACUUUUGCAAUAGUAUUAGCAUCAGGUGUGAUAUCGAAAGGAACGUUACUUUUCAUGACUUCACAAUUAAAAGAUGAUAGAAUAAUGCCGUAUUGUAAUAGGGAAUUAGGUAGAGACAAAGAAUUUAUAGUAAAACUACCACGAAAUGAACGGGUUGCGUGGAUGUGGUGUUUACUGUUCGCUUUUUGGGUACCCGAAAUGGGGGCACUCUUCCGCUCGGUGAGGAUGUGCUUCUUCAAGUCGUGGAGAAAGCCACACUUCGCGCACUUUUUAAUAGUGUUUCUAGCUGAGACUGCUCAUACGAUCGGUAUUGCUUUGCUAGUCUUUAUCAUACUGCCAGAUUUAGAUGUUAUAAAAGGGGCGAUGCUUACGAAUUGCCUGUGCUUUGUGCCGGGAGUGUUAGGACUCCUCUCUAGAAACAGCAAGGAGUCGAAAUGCUUCUUGAAAGUUAUCAUCGAUCUCUUAGCGAUCGCCGCUCAAGCUACUGGAUUUGUAAUUUGGCUUAUCGUGGAAAAAAAGCCGAAUCUAUGGCUCACGCCUCUUACCAUACUGUUGGUGUCGCUCGGUUGGUGGGAAAACUACAUCUGCGCAAACUCGCCUAUUCCUUUCAUAAAAAAACUGGGAAAAAUUAAGCAGCAAAUGUCGGCCACCCGCUACUUCACUCACAUAUUUAUAUCGAUAUGGAAGUGUCUGUGUUUCUUCCUUUCCGUAAUAAUUAUUACCCUUAUCAAGGAAGGAGAAGUGGGAUUCUUUUUCACCGAUUUUUCAUCUGGGUUCAGCUCACAUCCCAUCACAAUAUUAGAGAUUAAACAAACUGUUGGGGGUACAUCAUUGGCUGACGUGGCCGAUAUAAUACCAACAGGAGACGACACUGUGAUAUCUUCCGAUAGUGCUACCGCGAUCUACGUGUUACUCAUCAGCAUAGUCUCAUCGUACUUUUGUUACAUUUUCGGAAAAUUUGCUUGCAAAAUUAUGAUACAAGGGUUUUCGUACGCGUUCCCCAUCAAUCUUACAAUUCCCGUGUGCAUAUCGCUGUUAAUAGCAGCCUGUGGACUCAGGGAGGGAGACCCUUGCUUCUUUACAGAUACAAUUCCCUCGUAUCUAUUCUUUUCAACACCACCCGCAUAUUUUCUCAACGAUUUCAUCGCGCAACAACACGCGUGGGUUUGGCUGCUUUGGCUCCUCUCCCAAACUUGGAUUACACUACAUAUCUGGACACCAAAAUGCGAACGUUUGGCAAGAACCGAGAAGCUGUUCGUGCUUCCGAUGUACGACGGUUUACUAAUCGACCAGAGCAUGGCGCUGAACAGACAACGUGACGAUCAAGCGAAUGUAAAAACGGAAGAACUCGACGAGAUUCAAAAAGAGAAAGGCGACGAGUAUUACGAAACGAUUUCGAAUCACACAGACGGAUCCACGCCAAAGACGAUAAAGAACUCCGAUCACAUCACCAGAAUUUACGCGUGCGCCACCAUGUGGCACGAAAACAAAGAGGAAAUGAUGGAAUUCUUGAAGUCAAUCUUACGACUGGACGAAGAUCAAUCAGCAAGACGCGUCGCUCAAAAAUAUCUACGGAUCGUCGAUCCUGACUAUUACGAAUUUGAAACGCACAUAUUCUUCGAUGACGCUUUCGAAAUCUCCGACCACGACGACAACGAUACCCAGGUGAACAGAUUCGUGAAACUACUCGUCGGUACAAUCGACGAGGCGGCUUCGGACAUACAUCAGACGCACAUGCGAGUAAGACCGCCUAAAAAAUUACCAACGCCCUACGGGGGAAGGUUAAUCUGGACGCUACCUGGAAAGACGAAGAUGAUCGCCCAUCUAAAAGACAAAAUGAAGAUCAGGCACAGAAAGCGAUGGUCGCAGGUGAUGUACAUGUACUACUUACUAGGGCACCGGUUGAUGGAGUUGCCCAUCUCCGUUGAUCGAAAAGCCGUAAUUGCCGAAAAUACUUAUUUGCUAACGUUGGACGGGGAUAUUGAUUUUCAACCACACGCCGUGAAUCUUCUAAUCGAUUUAAUGAAGAAAAACAAAAACUUAGGGGCGGCUUGUGGUCGUAUUCACCCGGUUGGGUCGGGCCCUAUGGUUUGGUACCAGGAGUUUGAGUACGCCAUCGGACAUUGGCUUCAGAAAGCCACCGAGCACAUGAUAGGUUGCGUACUGUGUAGUCCUGGGUGCUUCUCACUGUUCCGCGGAAAGGCUCUCAUGGACGACAACGUCAUGAAGAAAUACACGACAUGCUCGGCGGAGGCGCGUCAUUACGUGCAGUACGAUCAAGGCGAGGAUCGGUGGCUCUGCACUUUACUGUUGCAACGAGGUUAUCGUGUCGAGUAUUCAGCUGCGUCUGAUGCCUACACCCACGCGCCCGAGGGAUUUAACGAGUUUUACAAUCAGCGUCGCCGAUGGGUACCGUCGACCAUUGCCAACAUCAUGGAUUUGCUCCAAGACGCCAAGAAAACAAUUAAAGUCAACGACAAUAUUUCGAUGCCCUACAUUGCUUACCAGAUUUUGCUGAUGGGGGGUACAAUUCUUGGACCUGGAACAAUAUUCCUUAUGUUGGUGGGGGCGUUCGUGGCUGCUUUCCAAAUUGACAAUUGGACUAGUUUCUACUACAAUAUCAUUCCUAUCCUCUUCUUCAUGCUGGUGUGUUUCACGUGCAAAUCGAACAUACAGUUGUUAGUUGCGCAAAUAUUCUCAACAGCCUACGCUCUGAUAAUGAUGGCGGUGAUCGUCGGAACGGCGCUCCAGCUACGCGAGGACGGCGUCGGAUCGCCCUCGGCGAUUUUCUUAAUCGCGAUGACGGCGUCGUUCUUUAUAGCGGCUUGUCUUCAUCCGCAAGAAUUUUGGUGCAUCGUCCAUGGAAUUAUUUACCUACUUUCCAUUCCGUCUAUGUACUUACUUCUAAUUUUAUAUUCGAUAAUUAAUCUUAAUGUCGUAACUUGGGGUACUCGUGAGGUUGCUACGAAGAAAACGAAAAAGGAAUUGGAAGAAGAAAAGAAAGCCGCCGAGGACGCGAAACGAGAAGCAAAGCAAAAGACUUUAUUGGGUUUCUUGCAAGGUGGCGGUACUAGCGAAGACGAUGCGGGUAGCAUUGAAAUUUCGUUAGCCGGCCUGAUGAAAAUUAUGUUAUGCACGCACCAAUCUGACCAAAAUGAGAAAGCGCAACUGAUCCAGAUUACCGAUGUUCUGGAGAAGGUUAAUAAACGACUGGAGAGCAUAGAAAAAAUUGUGGACCCGCACGGUCACACUCACGCGCAUCGUAGACGUAGCAUGUCGGCGUCCUCAAGAGGAGAUCAUCACCUAGGUGCAGUGGCUGAAGAUGCCAACGAAGAGUCGAUACAUGACAGUGAUUCAGAAACUGUUUCGACAGUACCAAGAAACGAUCGAGACGACCUUGUUAACCCCUAUUGGAUAGAAGAUCCCGAGUUGCGUAAAGGGGAGGUAGAGUACCUCAGCUCCUCCGAAGUCAUGUUCUGGAAAGACUUGCUAGAUAAGUACCUUUAUCCAAUCGACGAGAAUAAGGAAGAAAAGGCCAGAAUAGCAAAGGAGCUUAUAGAGCUUCGUAAUAAAUCGGUAUUUGCAUUCUUCAUGUUUAACGCGCUUUUUGUAUUGGUCGUUUUCUUAUUACAACUUAAUAAGGACCAAAUUCAUGUUAAGUGGCCGCUUGGAGUACGAAUCAAUAUUACUUACAUUGAAGAAACAUCCGAGGCCCAUGUCACAAAGGAGUACCUACAACUGGAGCCUAUCGGUUUGGUGUUCGUAUUCUUUUUUGCGCUGAUUUUGUUCAUUCAGUUCACUGCCAUGUUGUUCCAUCGUUUCGGAACUAUAGCGCACAUAUUAGCCGCAACCGAGCUCAAUUUGUGCUGCACUAAAAAGAAAGAAGACUUAUCUCCAAAUGCGUUAUUGGAUCGACAAGCCGUUGAGAUCGUAAAACAACUGCAGAAAUUGCAGGGUAUUGACGAUGCUGACUACGAAAACGAUUCGGGAUCAGGGCCGGAUCGAAUUGGAAGAAGGAAGACGAUUCACAACUUGGAAAGGGCGGCUCAACCGAAGAGGCAAAUUGGUACUUUGGACGUGGCGUUCAAGAAGAGAUUUGCCAAACUUAAUGCUAAGAAUGCCGAAGGUACUCCCGUUUUAAGCAGAAGAUUGACAAUGAGAAAGGAAACAAUGAAAGCCUUAGAAGUGCGUGUCAAUUCGGUGAUGGCGGAAAGGCGAAAAUCCCACAUGCAAACAUUGGGCGCCAAAAACGAGUUUGGUAACAAUAACGUAAUAUUAAGAAAUCAACGAAACAGCACCGCCAGCAUUCCUUUACAAGAAGUAUUCGAAAAUGGCGGACAAAUAAAUAGGGCCUACGAAGAGGACGAACUUGGAAGUCGAACGUCGCUAUCGUUAUCCAGGCAGGUGCGAAGUAACGGAAACUGGAGCGGAAAUAGCAGAAUGUGAAACUAUCUUUGAAUAACUCUCAACUUAGAAUACUCAAGUGAUUCCCAAACGAACGGAAUAAAUCACUGCCACUUUUUACUCUUACCUAUAGCAAAUCAGAAACAGGAUAAUACUCAUUUUUUUACAUUAAAUUAGAAAUGAUGGGAUCAUUUCAUAGUGUAACUUUUCUAAAGUCGUACUGUUUACUUUAAGACUAAAUACGAUAUUGUAUGGUUUGUAGCAAAUCACCCAGCUCUGAAUUAGACGACUUACAAUUGAUCGAUUACCCAAAUUCUUAUGAUCGCUAGUUAGGUGAUUUGCCAAAGAUAGUAAUUAGGAGUGAUACCAAUUUCGCUGUACACUUUCAUUUUCAAAACUAUUCUAUUCCAAAAGUGGAAAUUGGUGUCAAACUUCGCGCUGUAAUGUAUGUUAAUAAAUUUCCUAUAAUUUUAUUAUAUAUAAGUUUUUUUAUACGUACUGUAGAAAGUAUUUAUUUACUGAAAAGUUACUUGUGAUAAAAAUAAAAGAUAUGU
Molecule: messenger RNA, 5357 nt
Organism: Photinus pyralis (common eastern firefly)
Lineage: Eukaryota; Metazoa; Arthropoda; Insecta; Coleoptera; Lampyridae
Gene: kkv
Product: chitin synthase chs-2
Exons: 17
Coding region: 169-4845 (1558 amino acids)
Cellular component (GO): cell septum; cell periphery
Molecular function (GO): chitin synthase activity
Source: RefSeq, a predicted model, not a curated record